AUGGAGCUGUAUGAGACUUCUCCCUACUUCUAUCAGGAGCCUCACUUCUAUGACUCUGUGACAGGGGAGAACUACCUGCCUGUCCACCUCCAGGGCUUCGAGCCGCCAGGCUAUGAGCGGGCUGAGCUCAGCCUGAGCCCUGAGGCUCGCGUGCCCCUUGAAGACAAGGGGCUGGGGCCCGCGGAGCACUGCCCGGGCCAGUGCCUGCCGUGGGCGUGUAAGGUGUGUAAGAGGAAGUCGGUGUCUGUGGACCGGCGGCGCGCCGCCACUCUGAGGGAGAAGCGCAGACUCAAGAAGGUGAAUGAAGCCUUCGAGGCCCUCAAGAGGAGCACCCUGCUCAACCCCAACCAGCGACUGCCCAAAGUGGAGAUCCUGCGCAGCGCCAUCCAGUACAUAGAGCGCCUGCAGGCCCUGCUUAGCUCCCUCAACCAGGAGGAGCGUGAUCUCCGCUACCGAGGUGGGGGCGGACCCCAGCCGGGGGUGCCCAGUGAAUGCAGCUCCCAUAGCGCCUCCUGCAGUCCACAGUGGGGCAGCGCACUGGAGUUUGGCCCCAACCCAGGGGAUCAUCUGCUCCCAGCGGACCCUACAGACGCCCACAAUCUGCACUCCCUCACCUCCAUCGUGGACAGCAUCACAGUGGAGGAUGUCGCUGUGGCCUUCCCAGAUGAAACCAUACCAAACUGA
Molecule: messenger RNA, 684 nt
Organism: Dama dama (fallow deer)
Lineage: Eukaryota; Metazoa; Chordata; Mammalia; Artiodactyla; Cervidae
Gene: MYOG
Product: myogenin
Exons: 3
Coding region: 1-684 (227 amino acids)
Biological process (GO): positive regulation of myoblast differentiation; muscle organ development; positive regulation of transcription by RNA polymerase II
Molecular function (GO): RNA polymerase II cis-regulatory region sequence-specific DNA binding; protein dimerization activity; DNA-binding transcription factor activity, RNA polymerase II-specific
Source: RefSeq, a predicted model, not a curated record